Maylandia zebra (zebra mbuna) is the source of this 3797-nucleotide messenger RNA. It is a transcript of the gene fbxl14b, whose product is annotated as F-box and leucine-rich repeat protein 14b. The record is from RefSeq and is a predicted model, not a curated record. Gene Ontology annotation, cellular component: SCF ubiquitin ligase complex. Gene Ontology annotation, biological process: SCF-dependent proteasomal ubiquitin-dependent protein catabolic process. NCBI's taxonomy places the organism in Eukaryota, Metazoa, Chordata, Actinopteri, Cichliformes, Cichlidae. Gene Ontology annotation, molecular function: protein binding.
GCCCAGGACGCCCCUCUCUCUCUCUCUCUCGCUCUGCCUAUAAAGCCGCUCCAACUCUAUCUUUUUUGCUUUUCUACCAUGGGGUCGCUUCUUAAUACGUGUCGGUAAGCGAGUUGGUUUUGUUUUUACUUUCUUAAUCUGAAAUGUAUGACCGUCUGGAUCCUCGCACGGCGGAGAGAGGAAGGCUUUUUGUAGGUAUAAUACAAGGAAGCGUCGUCUGAGAGAGGGAGCGAGAGGGGGAAGGAUUGACGCUUUUCCUCCUCUCCUCCUCCUUCUUCCUUUCGCCCCCUCUCCUCCUCUUUUUGGCGGAGAGAGGGGUUGAGGCAGGAAUAAACGCUCUUUUUUGUUGUUUUUUCCCCCUUUUUUCUUUUUUAAUACAUUUGAAUCCUACUGCGCAACCAGACCGGAUCACGUGGCACUGGAGGGAGUUUGAUCGAUUUUGCACAGUUCAGUGUGAGAAAAAGAGAGAAACACACAACUCCAAUUUCUUCUUCUUUUUUUACUUCUGUGGAUAGCUGGGACUGUUGAUACUUUUGCAUUUUGUGCGAGAGGAGGGUGUGAUUGAGUUAAGUCUUCUGUUUUUCUUUUAAGCCUUGGAGGUGUGGAGUAUUAAUUUUUAUAUGCCUGGGUUUUGAAAAACAAUGGAGACGCACAUUUCGUGCCUCUUCCCAGAAAUUUUGGCAAUGAUUUUCAGUUAUCUGGACGUGAGGGACAAAGGCAGGGUAGCCCAAGUGUGCAUCGCUUGGAGGGACGCAUCCUACCACAAGUCAGUGUGGAGGGGGGUGGAAGCCAAGCUGCACCUCCGCAGGGCGAAUCCCUCCUUAUUCCCCAGCCUCCAGGCCAGGGGCAUCCGGAGGGUCCAGAUCCUGUCUCUGCGCCGCAGCCUGAGCUAUGUCAUCCAGGGAAUGCCAAACAUCGAGUCCCUCAAUCUGUCCGGCUGCUACAACCUCACGGAUAACGGGCUGGGCCAUGCGUUCGUGCAGGAGAUCCCAUCACUUCGGGUUUUGAACCUAAGUCUGUGCAAGCAGAUAACAGACUCUAGUCUAGGGAGGAUUGCUCAGUAUCUGAAGAACCUGGAGGUGCUGGAGCUUGGUGGCUGCAGCAACAUUACCAACACUGGGCUUCUGUUGAUAGCCUGGGGCCUCCACAGACUCAAGAGCCUCAAUCUGAGGUCCUGCAGACAUGUCUCAGAUGUGGGGAUUGGACAUUUGGCGGGCAUGACCCGUAGUGCAGCAGAGGGCUGCUUGAACUUGGAGUACCUGACCCUCCAAGACUGUCAGAAACUGACAGACCUGUCACUCAAACACAUUUCCAAGGGGCUGACCAAGCUCCGGGUACUGAACCUGAGCUUCUGUGGGGGGAUCUCAGACGCAGGGAUGAUCCACCUCUCACAUAUGACUUCCCUGUGGAGCCUCAACCUACGCUCCUGUGACAACAUAAGCGACACGGGGACAAUGCACCUUGCUAUGGGCACCCUAAGACUCUCUGGGCUUGAUGUUUCGUUCUGUGACAAGAUAGGAGACCAGACUCUGGCGUACAUCGCUCAGGGGUUGUACCAGCUCAAGUCCCUGUCUCUGUGCUCGUGUCACAUCUCCGACGACGGGAUAAACCGGAUGGUGAGGCAGAUGCACGAGCUGAGGACCCUUAACAUUGGACAGUGUGUGCGCAUCACGGACAAAGGGCUGGAGCUCAUAGCGGACCACCUCACCCAGCUGGUGGGCAUCGACCUGUAUGGAUGUACCAAGAUCACCAAGAGGGGACUGGAGAGGAUCACACAGCUCCCCUGCCUUAAAGUGUUGAACCUGGGACUCUGGCAGAUGACAGAGAGUGAGAAAGUGAGGUGAUUGGAAAUGCUUGGUUUUUUGUUUUUGUUUUGGGAGUGUGUGUUAUUUUUCUUUUUUGGAUGGAGACAGAGUGGGAAAAGGGAGGGAUGUGUGGGCAGAGGAGUUUCUUUUCUUAUUUAAAAAGAGAGAAAUCCUUCCUUUUUUCCCCCCUUCUGUGUAAAGUGUGCUUCUCCCAUGUGACCAGGAUGUAUGCUCAAAAUGUUUUAUUUUUCUUUCUGUUGGCCUUGCAGGACUGAAAUCAGUGUUUGACUCCAAUAUUCAGCCUGGCAGAAAGCAAUUCAAAACUUCUGUCAUGAGCUCACGAAAAUCCGUGUUAAACGCAAUGUUUUGGUCUCAAAUCGAGUUUUAAGACCUCACAAAAACUGGACUUGGGACUAGAAUAACUUCAGCUUGUUUGCCAGAUUUUGUUUCCAAUCAGGUGUCGUUUUCCCUAAUGGAAGAAUCGGCUUCUCUUCCUGACACUUGCUUCCAGAAAAUUCUGGAUGCGAAAACUUGCAUCCAUCCUUAAAAGUCAAAAACAGAGGUUUUAAAACUUUACUGUGGGACUUUUAUUUUUGCAGUGAGUCUGAGGCAUUUACGACUAAUCUCCGCUACAGCCAUCACGCCUAAAAAAAAAAACCAACAAAAAAAACCCAACACAGACACACAAAAAACAUUUGGCUACCUCGUAUGUGGUUAUUUUCAAAGGGUGUAUACUGUUAAGAAGGAAAGAGAGACUGGGAGAAAAUGUGCCUAAAGGGACUUGUGUCUGCCCCCUCCCCCAUCCCUCCAUCGCCUCUCUCUACCCUCCCUCCCUCUUCCCUGAGCAGAGCUAGAGAAAGGAGACCAGGACACAAUCUAACUACCUUUGUUAAUUUACCCCCAUAAACAAGAGCAAUUUCCCAGAGAGAGCCACGAGAGGGGGAAAGGGGAAGGCGGGCUGUCAGAUCCAGUCAGAGAGUGAGAGGACGUUGCUUUAUGCAAAAUACAUUAAAAACCUGCUUGAGUGCAAGAGCUUUUUAUAUUGUUAAAAUUUUCCUAUUUUUUUUUUUUUUUUAAAGGGAUAAAGUCCAACUUUACACCCUUUUAGAGAUGCAUUGCAUUCAAGCUUUGAUCAAUAUAAAGGAGAUGCGAUUGCAAGCCUAUACCUGUAGUGAUUCUAUAACGAUAGAUGCAUGUUAAAGGUAUGAUCAGACCGUCAUUAAAAACCCAGUGUAUGUCCUUACAGGAUUAUUAGGCUGUAGGUAUUUUUGUUGUGAAAGGGAUGCUGGUGGAGAUAAAUGUCAAGUGAAUGUUGCUCAGAGCGUCGUACUUCAAAUUGAAGUGAUUUCUAUAUCUUAGCCUUUAUUCGUGGAAACAAAUCAGGGUUCGUGGCUUUUCUUUUCCCACGUUUAUACCGACACAUUCAUAUUCACGUUGCUCUCACCGGUAUAUAGAGAGAGGAGGAGGAGUUUUUUUUAUUUUUUUUAUACCCUCUUCUUUUUCCUACCAUCUCUCACCCUUCUCCCCCUGAAUAAAAAUACCCCAAAUCCAUUUUGAGACAUGCUUAGAAUAAGGAGUAAUCGAUUAUUUUUCUUUCUCUCCCUUCCCAUCUCUGGUUACAAGCAGACUGCGUCUCUCUCACUCACUCACUCACUCACUCACCCUCUCUCCACCUCGCUAUUCCCCAUCUCACUCUCUCUCUCUCUCACACACACACGCAUUUAGGCUGUACACACAUGCACACGCGCGCACGCACACCGCCGCCAGUGUGUGCGCGUUUUAAUGUAAUGCAAUGACCUGCUAGAAAAUUAAUCUACGGAUGUGCGUCCUGCUGAAAAAGCUGUGUGUGAGUGAGUGUGCGUGCGUGUGUUUGACAAUAAAAAGAUGUACUGUAUAUUAUGUGUUUGUAAAGAGAGAAAAAAUGCAGAAUCCCAAAAUUAAAUUGUUUUAUAUUCUUACGGUUAAAACAAUUAAAGAUAUUUAUAUAAUGAA